Messenger RNA from Carlito syrichta (Philippine tarsier), 306 nucleotides. Its product is annotated as interleukin-8-like. Lineage: Eukaryota; Metazoa; Chordata; Mammalia; Primates; Tarsiidae. The coding region runs from base 1 to 306 and encodes 101 amino acids. The record is from RefSeq and is a predicted model, not a curated record. Gene Ontology annotation, molecular function: chemokine activity; CXCR chemokine receptor binding. The transcript has 4 exons. Gene Ontology annotation, cellular component: extracellular region. Gene Ontology annotation, biological process: antimicrobial humoral immune response mediated by antimicrobial peptide; inflammatory response; chemokine-mediated signaling pathway.
AUGACCCCCAAGCUGACUGUGGCCCUCUUGGCAGCCUUGGUGCUUUCUGCAGCUCUGUGUGAAGCUGCAGUUCUGUCAAGAAUUGAUACAGAAGUCCGAUACCAAUGCAUAAAGAUGCACUUUACACCUUUCCACCCCAAAUACAUCAAAGAACUGAGAGUGAUUGAGAGUGGACCACAGGGUGCAAAUUUGGAAAUCAUUGUAAAGCUUGUCGAUGGACGAGAGCUCUGCCUAGACCCCAAGGAAAAGUGGGUGCAGAAGGUUAUGCAGAUAUUUUUGAAGAGGACUGACAAGCAAGAUUCAUAA